ACACUAAGAUAGAUUUAUUGCAGUUAUUGUUCGGAAAUCCAAUUACGCUCUACUGUCUACAUUGAAACAAGUAAAUUAAUGGAAAUGCUUGGUUAAAAAUGGCACUGAGAGUUAUUUAAAGCCCCCUUUGGGGAACAAGGGUCAAUUGUGCCGCGACAACCCCUGGAGCAGGCAGCAGAGGACUUUGGGAGCUGACCUCUAAUUGGUCAGUUAGAGAGAAAGGGGCGGUCCGAAUGAAUUAGUGAUAGACUCUAAAGGCAGAUAUCCUGCAGUGAUCAAACCCUGGGUGAUCUGACAGUUCAGUGUUUGAAGUGAUUAUCAUGCUAGGCAACAUAAAGGCUUACCCCCAGCUUUGGGCCUAAUUAGUUCACUAAGGGGCCUUUAUAAGACAUUGAUAAGGGACCGGGAAGUACAGACACUCACUGAGUAAGCAGAGCAUCAGGAUAGCAGCAGCAGCAGCAGCAGCAGCAGCAGCAGCAGACUUGGAUCCCUAAAGUUGACCUGCUGCUACAACAAACAAACCACUCUGAAGAGUAUCUGCUUUUCUGAGAAUGCCACACUUAACUGACUGCAGUUACUUCACGAUGCGGGACGCAACAAGAGCUUCAAAUGUACACAGCCACCUGGAGAACUCCAAGUUCCACCUCCACCAGAGCCAGAACCAGCAGGUCAAACAGUACCUGACACUGGGCUCAAAGCUGGCCUCGUCUGCCGGGCAGGGCCACAGUGUACAGCAUCCACACACACCGGGCCAGGCGCUGGCCAGCGUUCCCAUUAUGAGGAAUGGACACAUGCCCUCGGUCAGCGACGGCAGCAACCCAAACAGCCCCGUUACCCUGCUCACUAUGGCCAGCCAUGACAGCGAGUUUCCAAUGGAUGAAGUUAUUGAUGAUCUUAUUAGUCUUGAAUCCGGUUUCAAUGAUGGAGGCUUGGAUUGCAUGGAGCCUAACAUCAUAAUGCAAGGGAAUGUAUCCCUCAGCGGCAGCAUGCUGGACAUCUAUGGCGGUGAACAAGGUAUGAGCGCUCCUAAUGGUGGAAUGAGUCCCACAUCUAACCCCACAAAGCUCACUGUAAAAAGGGAAUACACAGAACAUGACACGAGAGUGAUGGCCAAAGAGAGACAGAAAAAGGACAACCAUAAUCUAAUUGAAAGACGGAGAAGAUACAACAUCAACUACAGGAUCAAGGAGUUGGGGACGCUUAUACCAAAGUCCAAUGACCCAGACAUGCGCUGGAACAAAGGCACCAUCCUGAAGGCCUCGGUGGAGUACAUAAAGUGGCUGCAGAAGGAGCAGCAGCACGCUCGGGAGCUGGAGAGCCGGCAGAAGAAGCUGGAGCAGGCGAACAGAAGGCUGCUGCUGAGGAUCCAGGAACUUGAGAUCCAGGCGCGAGCACACGGCCUCCCCAACAUGGCUACAGCUUUAGGGACAGUUGAACUUUCCUCACACCUCCUCAAACAACAACAACAACAGCAGCAGCAGCAGCAGCAGCAGCAGCAGCAGUCAUCCCCUCAGCCCCAACAACCCAUACAGCCGCCCCUGUACCAGGAGGACCCCAACAGCGACUACCUCCAGAGGAUAGCCUCUGUAGCGGGCGUUCCUUCCAUCCCUAGUGCGGCCGGGCCGCAGGACCACAUCCCCGGCGCAGAUGGUUGCACCACGUUCUCCGACCCGCUGUCCCACUUCACAGACUUCUUCAGCGCCACACUUAAGGAGGAGCACCGGCUGGACGAGAUCCUGAUGGACGACCCGCUGUCGCCUUUUGGCGCAGACCCGCUUCUCUCGGCUGGUUCGCCUGGAGAAGCUUCCAAAGACAGCAGCCGCAGGAGCAGCUUUAGCUCAGCGGAGGGUGACGACCUAUAAGACUUCCCUCUUCAGAUACACACUUCUGGUUGUGGCGAAGGGCGUACACAGGGCCUUCUGAAGACUGAUCACUGGACUGCAACUACUGUAUAGUUUGAACAACAGCUAAAACACCUGACAGUGCUCAAAAAGGUGCCACUUGUAUAAAACAAGUCUUUUGUUUGUUUUUUAGCAGCUCAUGGACUUCCUGCUCCUCAGCGUAACGUUACUAAAGACAAACUGUGCAUUCUGCCUCCCGGACAGAGCAGAAACAGACUCAUAAGAAAAAAGGGAGACAAUAAUCAGCCUUCAUGUGUGUAAUAUAAAUGUUCUUUUGGUAAACACUGUGGUAGCCAAACCCUGUAAAAUGCCAAAUAAUCACUGAAAACAGCCAAAAUGCUUCUCUUUUUUAAAAACCAAAAUACUACUACGUCAUAAAAGGACCUUUUUUUUAUAUUUGCAGUCAGAGUUGUGAUCAUGUGUUUGUGCCUUAUUCCAACUCACAGUUUUGUGUCUUUUAAGAGACACUGAGCUGUAAUUGUUGACUCACCAAAAUGCCUAACGUGUCUUUGUCCUUGUCCGUGACUUUUUAAGUGUUUUUGUUAAAUAAGUGUUGAUGUAUUUAUAUGUGUUCUAAUCCAUGUAUUCAUUAAAAUAUAUAUAUAUAUAUAUAUUGUUAUCUAACAUGUUACUUUUUGAUGUCUUAGUAGGGGGUGGGGAAAAUAUAAUAAACCCCUUUUUUAUAUAUA
This is a messenger RNA of Labrus mixtus (cuckoo wrasse), 2590 nucleotides long. It is a transcript of the gene tfec, whose product is annotated as transcription factor EC. The transcript is spliced from 9 exons. Bases 552 to 1862 code for a protein of 436 amino acids. The record is from RefSeq and is a predicted model, not a curated record. Gene Ontology annotation, cellular component: nucleus. Lineage: Eukaryota; Metazoa; Chordata; Actinopteri; Labriformes; Labridae. Gene Ontology annotation, molecular function: DNA-binding transcription factor activity, RNA polymerase II-specific; protein dimerization activity; RNA polymerase II cis-regulatory region sequence-specific DNA binding. Gene Ontology annotation, biological process: regulation of transcription by RNA polymerase II.